UUCUUCAUUUUUCUGCGUAUUCUUUCUUGUGUUGCCAAAUGUUAGCGGCGGCGGCGGCGGCGGCGGCGGUCCCUUCUUCUUCUGGAAGCGCUGUUUCAAAGCUUACUCGCUAUCGCCUUCUCAGCGCGGUUCAAACCUAUCGGCGCUCCCACCUGUCUCCAACUCCAUUGUCUCGGGCUUCACCGUGUUUGGUGUUCUAUUCCAGUUAUAACAACACCCUUAGAGCUACGAUGGAUGCUCAAACCAUCACAACCCCUGAUGCUGACUAUCAGGCCUCUCCUUUUAAAGGAACUAAGCAAGCAUUAAUAUCACUAUCUGACAAGAAAGAUUUGUCUUUUCUUGGUAGCUCGCUUCAGGAACUUGGGUACUCAAUUGUUUCAACUGGUGGAACUGCAUCUGCUUUAGAAGGUGCUGGCAUAACAGUCACCAAGGUUGAGCAGCUUACGUGUUUCCCCGAGAUGCUUGAUGGUCGAGUAAAGACCUUGCAUCCUAAUAUACAUGGGGGUAUUCUUGCUCGGAGGGAUCAAAAGCAUCACAUGGAAGCCUUAAACAAACAUGAAAUUGGAACAUUUGACAUUGUGGUAGUGAACCUUUAUCCAUUUUAUGAGAAAGUUUCAUCUGCUGGAGGGGUAACAUUUGAUGAUGGAAUUGAAAAUAUUGACAUUGGAGGCCCAGCCAUGAUCAGAGCUGCUGCAAAGAAUCACAAGGAUGUAUUGGUCGUCGUUGAUUCACAAGAUUAUCCUGCCCUAAUAGAAUAUCUGCGAGGACAGAAGGAUGACCAGCAGUUCAGAAGGAAGCUUGCUUGGAAGGCUUUUCAACACGUUGCCUCCUAUGAUAGUGCUGUUUCAGAGUGGCUGUGGAAGCAAACUGUGGGAGAAGAUGUGUUCCCUCCAAGCUUGACGGUGCCGUUAUCACUUAAAAGUUCACUUCGUUAUGGUGAAAAUCCUCAUCAGAGAGCUGCUUUUUAUGGGGAUAAAAGUCUCGCUGAAGUCAAUGGUGGUGGCAUUGCAACCGCUGUACAGCACCAUGGAAAGGAAAUGUCGUACAAUAAUUAUUUAGAUGCAGAUGCUGCUUGGAACUGUGUGUGCGAAUUUGACAAACCUACUUGUGUAGUUGUGAAGCAUACAAACCCAUGUGGUGUGGCUUCACGUGAUAAUAUAAAAGAGGCCUAUAGAUUGGCUGUACAAGCUGAUCCAGUCAGUGCUUUUGGUGGUAUUGUCGCCUUUAACAUUGAAGUUGACGAGGAACUGGCAAAGGAAAUAAGAGAAUACAGGAGCCCCACGGAUGGUGAAACGCGGAUGUUUUAUGAGAUUGUGGUGGCACCCAAGUAUUCCGAGAAAGGACUCGAGGUCCUUCGGGGAAAAUCCAAGACACUGAGAAUCCUUGAGGCGAAGAAAAAUGAGAAAGGGAAGCUUUCUCUCAGACAAGUAGGCGGGGGCUGGUUAGCACAGGAUUCAGAUGAUCUGACACCCGAUAGUAUCCAAUUUAAAUCAGUAUCUGAGAAAUCUCCCACUGAAGACGAGCUCUCCGAUGCAAAAUUUGCAUGGUUGUGUGUCAAGCAUGUAAAGAGCAAUGCCAUUGUGAUUGCAAAGGAUAACCGGAUGUUAGGUAUGGGAAGUGGGCAGCCAAACCGUGUGGAAAGUUUGAGGAUAGCGUUACGAAAAGCAGGAGAAGAUGCUAAAGGCGCUGCUCUGGCUAGUGAUGCCUUCUUUCCAUUUGCAUGGAAUGAUGCGGUUGAGGAAGCAUGCGAAAACGGGAUAUCUGUGAUCGCAGAGCCUGGAGGAAGUAUAAGAGAUGUAGAUGCGAUAGAUUGUUGCAACAAGUAUGGAGUCUCACUUCUUUUCACCAAUGUUAGGCACUUUAGGCAUUGAUUGAUCAGUUUUGUCAGUCUAAGAUCUUUGAAUUUGCUGUAUAACUUAUUAAACAAAAUGUGGUUUUGUUGAUAAUAAUUGCAACUUCAAACCUGGGAAACAGUUAAGUUGGUCAUGAUAUUUUUGGAGGAUGAAUUGUAAGAAAUUCACAAUAAAUGUUAAGAGUUAAUUUGUCAGUUA
Molecule: messenger RNA, 2051 nt
Organism: Impatiens glandulifera
Lineage: Eukaryota; Viridiplantae; Streptophyta; Magnoliopsida; Ericales; Balsaminaceae
Product: bifunctional purine biosynthesis protein PurH-like
Exons: 12
Coding region: 39-1871 (610 amino acids)
Biological process (GO): 'de novo' IMP biosynthetic process
Cellular component (GO): cytosol
Molecular function (GO): phosphoribosylaminoimidazolecarboxamide formyltransferase activity; IMP cyclohydrolase activity
Source: RefSeq, a predicted model, not a curated record